Molecule: messenger RNA, 516 nt
Organism: Bolinopsis microptera
Lineage: Eukaryota; Metazoa; Ctenophora; Tentaculata; Lobata; Bolinopsidae
Exons: 2
Coding region: 1-516 (171 amino acids)
Source: RefSeq, a predicted model, not a curated record
AUGUUAUCUUUCUACUUUCUUCUCCUCUUUGCAGUGGAGAUAACUGCUGCUUCAGCCGGUGAAGGCUGGAUACCAGUGCAGCGUAGUUCCAGGAUAGUGUUCGAUCUAGAGAAGUGUCCUCUUGAAAUAAAGACGGAUAGUAUUCUGGGGAGCAGAGAUACGGUACUUGUGUGGUUCUACACUUCAUCCGGGGACUAUGUAGGAGGAGCCUCCAUCAGAUUCUCCUCUAGUCCACAGUACUGGAUUUCCCGGUGCAGCAGCUCCGGCUACACUAACUUCCCAACUACCCUCCCCUCUGCUAAAGACAAGGAUUGGAGGAUGACCCUAACCAGGACCUCAGGUAUCAGACUAGUCAUACACUGUAACGAAGAGGAGGUGCUCAACAUCCUCAUCUCAGACUCAACGUGUAGUAACAGUGCCUGGAACCAGACCUGGAGCAGAAACAUAAAGAAGAUAAUGUUCUCAUCUCAAGACACUGCAUCAAACUACUAUAGAGUUAUAAAACCAGGUGACUGA